Messenger RNA from Nematostella vectensis (starlet sea anemone), 1973 nucleotides. RefSeq names its product H/ACA ribonucleoprotein complex subunit 2-like protein. The transcript is spliced from 4 exons. The coding region runs from base 51 to 509 and encodes 152 amino acids. Gene Ontology annotation, molecular function: box H/ACA snoRNA binding. Gene Ontology annotation, biological process: snRNA pseudouridine synthesis; ribosome biogenesis; rRNA pseudouridine synthesis. The record is from RefSeq and is a predicted model, not a curated record. Lineage: Eukaryota; Metazoa; Cnidaria; Anthozoa; Actiniaria; Edwardsiidae. Gene Ontology annotation, cellular component: box H/ACA snoRNP complex; nucleolus.
UCUUCUCCCGGCCAGCUGUGUAUUCGGCGUCACACGUGCGAGAAGGCAAAAUGGCGAAAUCCAAGGACAAGAACAAGGAAGAAAGCGAGGAAAAGAACGGAGAAACAAGACCGGACUACGACGAACUUGCUGCUGCUGUUAGUAUAAUUGCCAAGCCUCUCGCAAGUAGAAAGUUGACGAAGAAACUUUAUAAAACUGUCAAGAAAGCUUCCAAGGCGAAGACUUUGAGACGAGGCGUUAAAGAAGUCGUAAAGGCCUUACGAAAGGGGGAAAAAGGGUUUGUUAUUCUUGCUGGUGACGUUUCCCCUAUAGAUGUCAUAUCUCAUAUCCCUGUAAUGUGUGAAGAUAGUAAGAUCCCCUAUGCAUAUGUGCCUUCUAAAGUGGACCUGGGAGCAUCCAGUCUUACCAAGCGACCAACAAGUAUUGUACUCAUAAAAAAACAUGAGGAUAUUACCGAGCCUUAUGAAGAGUGCUAUGAUAGCAUCAAGGCACUACCUUUGCCAAUUUAAACUCUUUUUAUAUUUCUACUUGCCUUAUUCACUGCUGCGUUGAGUGUUCUUUGGCCGUGCAGUAUAUACAGUAUGUAUAUACACCUAUUUCAAUAAAGGUUGUCAGUGCAAAUGGCGAUUGGCAAAAUAGCAGUCCCACAAUCAAAAGUAACCAUGUGUCUCCAAGAAUAUGGAUAAAUCAAAACAACUAUCCAUCAAACGUUACCGAUGCUUGGCUCUGACAUUGUUGGACUUGAUUUAACACCUUAAAUUUUAUGAAUAAUUAGUACCUAAAAGCCAUUUGCCAAUUGCCAUUUGCACUGACAACCUUUUGUGAAAUAGGAAUAUAUGGUAGUAUAUGUAUUGAAAAAGGUUGUGACAAGGACUUUGAGAUUUUAUCUAUAUACUUUACAUGCUUAUAUUAAAGCUAGUUAUAGUAUCUUGUUCAAUGCAGUUUUGAGGGAGAGAAGAGUAGGGGGGCUAGAAAAAUGAUGAAAGCUCUAUAGUAAUUAACUGAUUCUAUACUAGCCAGUCAAUAAUUUUAUAGCCAAAUUCAUUGCUGCACAACCUGCCAGUAUUCAAAAUUUCUUUCUUAAUCUGGGAAUAGCACGUAGUCAAUCAAACCAAACAAUCACAACCAGACAAACUGCCCCCAAAGCUUGUGUCUGACUAAGCGCUAUUCCCAAAUGAGACAAGGAUUUAGGAUUCGCAGAGGUCGCUCGACAACGAAUUUGGCUGUAAAUAAUAGGUAUUUAGAACCUUUCAAUGGUUCCCCUAACCUACUUGAACAUCUGAGUUUCUAUUCAGCAAGAAAACCCAGAGAACGCCAUUUUUGCCGCCAUAUUACAAAGUCUGACACAUUGUCCAAAACUCUGUCACUGUAUUUUCCAAAAUGAUGGUCGAAUAGCGAACACUCGGUUUUCUUGUCGCAUAAAAAACUCCAAUGCCUACAAGUGGUUAAUAGAUGCUCAUAUAGCGAAAAUGUACUGUAUAUAAACUGCUUUUUGCCGCACCAAAAACUUUUUCAAGGAGAACAAGUACUGAAUAUCUAAGUGUGUAUUGUGUUAGGUGGAAAUGCAUUGCACAGUUAUUUGUUAAAAGUGUUGUUUGAUAACAUGAUAACAUUGAUAGCAUGAUAAUGACAGUGAACUAAUGAUAUCGUGGAGGGAGAGGGGGUGGAGUGAUUGUCUCUCUGCCCCCUUAGAAAAACCACCACCCCCAAAAAGCGUGAGUUGAAUACAUUUGUUCUUUAUUUGGACCACACUGCUUUGUGCAUCAUCCUGUUUCUUUCUCGGGCGCUCCCUGUGUGCCCGAUCUCCGUGACGCCCUGGGUCUCCGAGGAUGUCAAAAAACUUGAUGGACCUUCCACCAAUCAGAAUGCGUUUAGAAGCUUCGAAAGCAUUUCUAUACAACAGAGCCGUCCAUAUUUUUGUUAUUUCUUGUUCUUUAAAACGUUCUGUCUUAAUAAAAAAUGUCAACCCAUAA